Miniopterus natalensis is the source of this 1126-nucleotide messenger RNA. The record is from RefSeq and is a predicted model, not a curated record. NCBI's taxonomy places the organism in Eukaryota, Metazoa, Chordata, Mammalia, Chiroptera, Miniopteridae.
AUGGACGAUGACCGCAUUGCGUUGGUAUGGCACUUUCGGCACGAUGGAAGCGGGCAUAUAGAUCACACGCUCCCAGAACAUCAGUCAGGCAGCCAGGCAGCUCGGAGACUCUCAUGCACUCAGACCUCGGGCCUCCUUGUGCCAGUCGGAAGUGGGGGUGUGGAGAGUCCAUCUGGGGACUGGCAUGUUGGAGGAAUGGAAGAGAAGCCCCCGGGAGAUGUGUGGGAGCAACAGCUCCUCUGGGGAUUCUGCUCUGACGUUGAAGUACAGCUGUCGCAGGAGCGGCCCGGCCCCUGCAGCGAAGGGCUCAGCCCCGCUUCCCUUCGGGCAUAUCCUCUCCUCUCCGUGAUCACCAGGCAGCCCACAGUCAUCUCUCACCUGGUCCCCGCCGCCCCGGGCAUCUCCCAGCCGCUGUCCCGCCACCCCGCCGCCACCGCCGAGGCCGCCCCUGCUGAGGUCGCGGGCGGCGAGCCUCUGGGCAGCAGCGAGUCAGAGACAGAGCAGCUCACUCCCCGGCAGAAGAAACCCCGCCGGAGCCGCACCAUCUUCACCGAGCUGCAGCUCAUGGGCCUGGAGAAGAAAUUCCAGAAGCAGAAGUACUUGUCCACCCCCGACAGGUUGGACUUGGCCCAGUCUCUGGGACUCACUCAACUGCAGGUGAAGACUUGGUAUCAGAAUCGCAGGAUGAAAUGGAAGAAAAUGGUUCUUAAAGGUGGCCAGGAAGCACCCACAAAGCCCAAAGGUCGUCCCAAGAAGAACUCCAUCCCCACCUCAGAGGAGAUUGAAGCUGAAGAGAAGAUGAGUGGCCAGGCCCAGAGCCAGGAGUGCCCCACGCCCUCGCAGGGACCGGAGGAGCUCUGUGACACGCAGGAACCUAAAGCAUGCGCUGUCCCCUUAGAGCUGGCAGAGCCCCCAGGCCAGCCGCAGGAGUUGCCAGUAGCCUCUUCCGAACCCCCACCAUCAAGCUAAAAUAAAACUCUUCGAGGGGAGGGGGAAACUGGGGAGAAGGGAAAGAAAGGAGGCAGGAGAACAGGAGAGAAAAUCUUCCCAAAGCCUGGUAAACUGAGGGCGAAGAGAGCCAGCCACCUGUCUCCCUCCCUCCCUCCCACAGGCCUCCUGGCGUUUU